AGUCAGAGACACUCCCCCCCCAUGAACGCAUUAUGAAUCAUAGCCCUGUCCUCUUCCUGAGAUGUCAACUAGGAAGUCAUCAAGCAGACAGCCAAACCCGGGGCAUGUGAAUGACCGGCAGCGGAUCGAGCACAUUUUUCCCCGCAUGGGGCCGGUAGCCGUGGAGCUGUUUUCACCCGUCGGCCGCGGAGGACACUGUUGCGGGCGCGCUCGGGAGGACAUGGCCGCGCGCGAAUCAUAAAUCCAACCGCAUGCUUUGCUAUCUCAAGUGAAAUGUAAAACGGGAGUCGGGCAGCAGGUGAGAGGCCCUGGGCCAGCGGGGAAGCCUUCUCUCACGUCUCCGGCCGCUAUUUUAAAAGUCCACGCUCGGAUUCCCAGCUGGCGCAGAACAAGCUGCGGCUUUGACGCUCGCGCCUCAUGGCUCAGCGGUGCGCUCAGCCGCUCGUCCCCGCCGCGCUGCUGGUGUUGGGGCUGGCUGCCAUCCUGCUCCUCACCAUCCGCACCCGGGACGUUCGGGAGCUGCCGGGGUUCAUGUACGGGAUUGUCCUGGAUGCUGGAUCUUCACACACAGCGCUGUACAUAUACAAGUGGCCUGCAGACAAGCAGAACGGCACGGGCGUGGUCACCCAGCACAGCGAAUGUCACGCUAACGGCGGAGGGAUCUCCAGCUACGUGGGCCAGCAGGGAGCAGCAGGGCAGAGCUUGGAGGCAUGUCUGGACCACGCAGUGAAGGACAUCCCCCAAGAACGGCACCAGCUCACGCCCGUGUACCUGGGAGCCACAGCUGGCAUGAGGCUUCUGAACAUCUCAAGCCCAGAGCUUUCGGUUCAGAUUCUGCAGGAAGUGGGCCGCAAAAUCCAGUCCUACCCUUUCAGCUUCCAGGGGGCGGCCAUACUGAGCGGUCAAGAGGAGGGUGCGUACGGCUGGGUGACCGUCAACUACCUCUUAGAGAACUUCAUAAAGUAUGGUUUCGUGGGGCGUUGGUUCAGCCCCGGAAGGCCCACAGUGGGAGCGCUUGAUUUCGGGGGGGCCUCCACCCAGAUCACAUUUGCUACUCAGGAAGCCGUGGAGGACGGGGACGAUAUGAUGAAGCUGCGCCUUUAUGGCCACGAGUACUCUCUGUACACACACAGCUUCCUGUGCUACGGGCAGGACCAGAUGCUCAAGAGGCUGCUGGCUCACAUAGUGAAGUCUCAAGGUCACUCCGGGUCAGUCACUCACCCCUGCUACCCUGCAGACCACAAUAUGGUUCUAAAGUUGAACAGUAUAUUCGACUCUCCGUGUACUGCGAAGUACAGGCCCAGUUCCUACAACCCCCAGGCUUCUCUCACCAUACAAGGCAGCGGGCAUUAUGAGCAAUGUCUGAGCAACGUGUCCGAGAUCUUCUCCUUCGACAGCUGUCCGUUCUCCCAGUGCUCCUUUGAUAAAGUCUACCAGCCAAACAUCACCGGGAGCUUCAUGGCAUUCUCUGCAUUCUACUACAUCCACUCCUUCCUGCAGCGCACCACCCGUAUCACUGCAAGCACUCCUUCGCAGCUGGAUGAGGCAUCCAAAGCUGUGUGCAGGAUGACUUUUAACGAAAUGCUGCUUCUCGCCCCGGAGCGGAAGUCUCGUCUGCAGGACUACUGCGCCAUCUCUGUGUACGUCAAGGUUCUCAUGUUGAGAGGGUACGGCUUCGACGAGACCUCCUUCCCGCGUAUUUCCUUCCAGAAGAAGGCAGGGGGCGCCUCAGUGGGUUGGUCUCUGGGCUACAUGCUAAGCCUGAGCAGUUUGCUGCCGGCAGAGACAGGAGGCCUGAGGAAGGCUCUGACCCCGGCAGCGUGGGGAACGCUUAUCUUUCUCUUUGUGCUCCUGCUCGCGGUCGUCCUGGUCUUCAUCUUACUCCAAGCUCUUGGUGGGAUGAGGAAAGGAGGGAGUGGAAGCCCCAUCUGAAUACUGUAACACCGCACAGUGCCAGGCGGGAGCAGUCGUUUUCUUGUGUCGUGUCUGUACAAAACCCUGGAUUUAAGAUAAAACGGAGAGAUUUAAGAGCUUCAUUUGAGCUUCAUUUGAAGAUGCAGUCCGCGUCAUGUUCAGGAAUCUAGCUGCAGAAAUUGAUUAUAGUAAAAAUUAUUGUUUUCAGUUGUAUAUGUUAAGAGUUUUUUCCUUACCUUAGAAUAAGAACGGUAUUAUUUACAGACCUACUAAACACUGACCCUAAACACAGUGUUGGAACAGGUCAACCAACCUUUACAUUUGUGGAAUGUAAAAUGUUUUCAGUGUUUUGUAACAAUUCUCUGCUGCAGUAAAAAUAAUCAGACCAAUUUAUUCACCGUUCAAGCUAAGAUUAAAAAAUGUUAUCAGCACAUUUCCAAGUAGUAGAAAUAACCUUAAAGGUUAUGAUAGAAAAAAGCUUAUGAAUAACUCACAUAUGUAUUAAGUGUUCUUGAUAAAUAUAAAACAACACAAUAGUACUGUUGGUUAAUACCACACUACCCUUUAAAAACACAGAAAGGACUGAUGCAUCUGUUACUCAACAAAACUUUCAGCCGAAGAACCGGUAUUACGACAGAACUGAAAAAUUGCAUUUAAUGUACAGAUCAGUAGCGAAAUAUUAAAAUUUAUUUUAUUUUUUCAUUAUUUGUAUUUUACUUUUACUGCAAUAGUAGAGAUCAGUUUAUGUUGAGUCUGGCUGUUUUUGUAGCUGGUGUGUGUGCUGUUGCUGUGCUCCAUUGUUUUAUAUUUAUUAACAAUAAAAUACAUUUAAGCACUGCCAUGUUGGAUUGGAAUAGACACUAAACAUUACAGCAAGUUUAUCCUAUAUAUAUAUACAUAUAGUUUAUGCUGCAAUAUGAGGACAUUCCAAUUCGUACUCCGGUGUGCAUGCAUUAAAAGCUGUGUGCAACUGUGAUAAAUAUAGAUUUCAGUAGCAGCAAUUGAGUGUCUGUGCCUUUUUCAAGAGCUUCCCAAAUAGCCGCUGUGUAUUGAAUUUCUAUGUAUGUCGUUGCACUUUUCCAAUUUUUCUUGAGCUUUUCUACUUUUUCUGCUAAAAGUGGCAGCAAUUUACGAUUUCGAUAAAGUUCGAAAAUAAAUGUAAUACAUUUUAAACUGUACUGUACAUUUACUAGAAUUAGCUAUCUUAAAUGAUUAAUUGAUUUAAAGUUUAUGGUUUAUGUUGUUUUUUCUCUCUGUGUGGUCCAAUGUGUUUUGCCCCAUGUAACAAAAUAAAUGUUUUACUACCGUA
Pungitius pungitius (ninespine stickleback) is the source of this 3223-nucleotide messenger RNA. It is a transcript of the gene entpd2b, whose product is annotated as ectonucleoside triphosphate diphosphohydrolase 2b. Lineage: Eukaryota; Metazoa; Chordata; Actinopteri; Perciformes; Gasterosteidae. Gene Ontology annotation, molecular function: hydrolase activity. The transcript has 9 exons. The record is from RefSeq and is a predicted model, not a curated record. Gene Ontology annotation, cellular component: plasma membrane. Bases 418 to 1932 code for a protein of 504 amino acids.